AUGGGAGAAAAGAUUGAUAACAGUUUGAAUAGGGGAAAUGCGCCUCCAGUGUUUCGCUUGCAUGGUGAAAACUAUCAUUUAAUGGGUAGUUUAAUGCCGUUAGAAGGAUGUAGGCCGAAGUUUGCUCAUUUGUACAUAUACGACACUGAAAAUGAAGUUGACAAUAGAUUGUUGUCAGUCAGACAAAAAAAAGAUGUUGAUGAUUUGCAUGCUGAGAUUGUUUUGGAUAUUCAAAGUAUGUUGGAUGAGUGUAAUAUAUUGGUUAAGUCUUUUCGAAUGGCAAGAAACAAGAUUAGUGAUUCUAAUUCGGCAGAAGUGAAGUUAAGGUUACUUGGUAAGCGAGGCAAAGAUGGUAGAACAUAUAAUCUUCCGUCAGUGUCGGAGGUUGCUGUGUUGAUAGUAGGAGACAUUGACGAAGCAAUGGGUGAUAGAGAUAUUAUUAUUGAAUGCAAAAAUGGUGUGCUAAAGCGAAUUAAUGAACUACAUCCUUCUUAUCUGGCAUUGCAAUAUCCUCUUAUUUUUCCGUUUGGGGAUGAUUGUUAUCGAGAGGAUAUUGGGUUUUCAGAGAAUUGGGGAUCUACUUCUAGAAGUAGAGUUAGUCCAAAAGAAUAUUUUGCUUUUCGAUUACAUGAAAGACAGUUUGAGCCACCCAAUAUUUUGUAUUGUCGCCGACUUUUUCAGCAAUUUGUUGUAGAUGCUUACACCAUGGUUGAAUCAGGAAGAUUAAAGUUUGUAAGAACACAACAAAAAAAGCUACGUGCGGAGUUGUAUAAAGGUUUGGCAGAUGGUGUGUUGAGGGGUGACACGGAUCCUGUCAAAUAUGGAAAGAGAGUUAUUCUGCCUUCGUCUUUCACUGGUGGUGCACGAUACAUGAUUCAAAAUUAUCAAGAUGCUAUGGCAAUAUGUGGUUCCGUUGGGUAUCGUAAUUUAUUUAUUACGUUUACAUGUAAUCCGAAAUGGCCAGAGAUUGUUCGAUAUGUUCAGAGUAGAGGUUUAAAGGCUGAAGAUCGUCCGGAUAUAAUAUCUCGUGUGUUUAAAGUGAAGUUGGAUAAUUUCAUAAUUGAUUUGCGGGCGAAGGCCAUAUUUGGGAAAGUAACAGCUGUUAUAUACACAGUGGAGUUUCAGAAACGAGGUUUGCCUCAUGCGCACAUUCUGCUUUUCCUAUCUAAGGAAGAUCAAAACUGCAAUCCAAGUGGGAUAGAUAAAAUUAUAUCAGCAGAAAUUCCAAAUGAAGAUGAUGAUCCUACUUACUUUGCAGCUGUUCGUGAUUUUAUGUUGCACGGUCCCUGUGGUAUAGAUAGACCUAAAUCUCCAUGCAUGUUCGAUGGUCGAUGUAGCAAAUAUUUUUCGAAGAAAUAUGUGGAUGUGACGACUGUAGAUGAAUCUGGUUACCCUGUAUAUCGGAGACGUAACAAUGGUAAUGUUAUAUUGAAGAAUGGUGUAUCUCUAGAUAAUAGAUAUGUUGUACCUCAUAAUCGGUUUUUACUCAUGAAAUACGGUGGUCAUGUGAAUGUUGAAUGGUGCAAUCAGUCGCGUUCUGUGAAGUAUUUGUUUAAGUAUAUUAAUAAAGGUAAUGAUCGCGUGACGACGUCUUUCUAUCAGUCUAAUACAGGGGGCGAAGUACAAAAGUGUGUUGAUGAGGUCAAAUUGUACUAUGAUUGUAGAUAUAUCUCCCCAUGUGAAGCCAUGUGGAGAAUAUUGGGGUUUGUUGUGCAGUUUAAAGAUCCACCAGUUAAGCGUUUGAGUUUUCAUCUACCAGAUGAGCAAUUUGUUGUUUUCUCUGAGUCAGAUCCUGUGGAUGUUGUUCUUGAUCGGAAAACAGUAUCACGGACUAUAUUUUCAGAGUGGAUGAAAGCUAAUAAAAUUUAUCCUGAAGGUAGAAGUCUGACUUAUGCGCAGUAUCCGACAAAGUUUAGGUGGAACGAAGAGGAUAGUGUUUGGCAGCCAAGGAAAAAAGGAUAUUCUAUAGGAAGGUUGGUUUUCAUAGCUCCUGGCUCUGGGGAGUUGUAUUAUUUUAGGUGUCUUCUAAAUAUAGUACGUGGUGUUACUUGCUAUGAAGAAAUUCGAUGUGUUGAUGGAAUACAAUAUGAUAAUUUUCGUGACGCUUGCUUUGCUCUUGGGUUAUUAGAAGAUGAUAAAGAAUAUAUUGAUGGCAUUAUAGAGGCGAGUCAUUGGGCUUCUGCAAAAUCUUUGAGAUCAUUAUUUGUUACUACAUUGUUAUCUUCUGAAUCGAUUAGUCGGCCUGAAGUUGUGUGGAAUAGUUGCUGGAAACUUUUAUCGGAUGAUGUUCUAUACAAUCGAAGAAAAAAUUUACGACAUCCAGAUUUAUUGUUGAGUGAUUUGGAAAUACAAAAUUUUGCUUUGGUGGAGAUUGAGAAAUCAUUGCUUCAACUUGGAAGAACUUUGCGUGAGUUUGGAUCUAUGCCAUUUCUCAGUAGUGAUUUUUUUGAGGUGCGUCAAAAUAGAUUGAUAAGUGAUUGA
Molecule: messenger RNA, 2481 nt
Organism: Salvia miltiorrhiza (redroot sage)
Lineage: Eukaryota; Viridiplantae; Streptophyta; Magnoliopsida; Lamiales; Lamiaceae
Exons: 4
Coding region: 1-2481 (826 amino acids)
Source: RefSeq, a predicted model, not a curated record